AUGGAGAACACUUCCAGCAGCGCCACAGCGCCUUGCAAACCACAGCGGAGGCGCAGCAUCUCAUGCAGAUUCAGUGCAAUCGUGGGGCUUCAGUUCCUAACCGAAGCGGCGUUCGGCUUCAUGAGUCCCAUCAUCUACAUCCUCAUGACUGAGUAUUUUGCCAGAUUGUACCGAGGUGGACUGCCGAUUGACUGCGGUGCAAAACCACACGAUGAGGCGUGCGUUGACGGAUCGAGGCAAGCUGCUUGGUUAUCGAGCAUUUUCUCGGCUAUGGGCUCUGUUUGCAACUUCAUCCUUGCACCAAUGCUCGGACAGGCAUCAGAUGUCUAUGGACGCAAGCCUUUUCUCAUGCUGAGCCAACUAGCAAGGGUCGGCACACCAUUCUCCGUCAUGUACUUCAUGCAACCCGACGGCUCUAUUACUCCUUAUUUUGUGUUAAGGCUAAUCGACUACGGCUUCGGGACGGCAGGUGUCAUGAGUGCCUCAGUCGCUGAUAUUGUCGCACCUGAAAACCGUGCAGCGGCCUUUGGCGUUCUCUUUGCCAGCCAAUCUGUUGGCUAUAGUAUGACUGCCUUCAUGGCGCCAUUUUUUUCUCGAGCAACGACUGUGAGCAAGACGCGCUGGGUCAUGGAGAGUCCCAUCAGCUCAAUCUCGAUCCUCUUUCGUAACCAAUUAUUCUUUCGCUUAACGUGUUUGAUCGCUCUAACGAGUUUUGUCAUGAGUGGAACAUUUCAGAUCCAGUCGUUUUACCUGAAUACAAUUGUGGGGUUCAAUGUGAAGGAUUUUGGAAACUUGAUGCUGCUCGGAGGCGUGUUAUCUUUACUGGGACAAGGUCUACUGCUGAAGCCAUUCGUGAGCUGUUUCAAGGAAAAGGGUGUUAUUAUCAUCGCAAUGAUUGCUAGCGUCGUGAGGACGGUUGGGUUUGCCGGAACGGCGUUCUACCCCGACAAAUGGGUAGUUUACGCCGCGAGUGUCCCUGGGAUGCUCAGCGAUCUGUCAUUCCCAGCAAUUUCAGCUCUCAAAUCUAUCAACGUGUCGGAAAAGGAGCAAGGUCGUCUGCAAGGCGCAGUUUACGGCGCUCGGUCGGUGUUUGACGCACUCGGCCCCAUUAUCUUUUCGACUUUGUAUGCUGCGAUGACUCGACAGUCUCUUUGGUCUCAGGCGCUCCCCUGGCAAAGCGUCUUCACCCAGUAA
Phytophthora infestans T30-4 is the source of this 1194-nucleotide messenger RNA. RefSeq names its product Major Facilitator Superfamily (MFS). Lineage: Eukaryota; Oomycota; Peronosporomycetes; Peronosporales; Peronosporaceae. Gene Ontology annotation, biological process: transmembrane transport. The transcript has 10 exons. Bases 1 to 1194 code for a protein of 397 amino acids. The record is from RefSeq and is a predicted model, not a curated record. Gene Ontology annotation, molecular function: transmembrane transporter activity.